Molecule: messenger RNA, 3119 nt
Organism: Varanus komodoensis (Komodo dragon)
Lineage: Eukaryota; Metazoa; Chordata; Lepidosauria; Squamata; Varanidae
Gene: NGEF
Product: neuronal guanine nucleotide exchange factor
Exons: 16
Coding region: 184-2529 (781 amino acids)
Biological process (GO): activation of GTPase activity
Molecular function (GO): protein binding; guanyl-nucleotide exchange factor activity
Source: RefSeq, a predicted model, not a curated record
AAAACCUUGCUUUCGUAUGCAGAGAGGCCGGUGACAGAAGGUGCCAGGCUGAAGGUCACAGCUGCUCCCAGCAAGGAUUUUUCUCAAUCUGGACUUUAAAACUUCACGCAUAGAGUUCUGAUGGAGGGGAUGAAAGUCCCUCUCUGGUUGCCUCUGUGUUAUUAAACAAUUGGAUCUGUUGCUAUGGAGACAAAAGAACAGGAAGAGGUGGAAAGACACCGUGGGAAAUCAGCCAAUGGUGUCAGGAAGGACAGUUCUUCACAGGCAAUAUCAUGCCUGGACAUGAUCUGUACUGAUAAGUCUGAAGCUUCUGAGCAUGUGAUUGAGAAGGAAUCACAAGCACAUUACAUUCCCAUUCGAAGAAAUUCCAGGUACUAUCGCUCCUUCAGGGACCGGAACAGAGGGAAGGCAAAGAGUCGCAAAGAAGUUCAAACUGAAUGUGUUGGAGGUUCACUUAAAAAUGGUAAUACCAGCAAUGAACUUCUGAACAAAGAUGAACUGUUACGCAUAUUCCACAAGGGCCUGUCUCUACAUGUAAAACCAGAUAUGACAGCCACAGAAGAACAAUGGUUUCAACGACUGCUCCCUUCCUACCCCGGUUACCGUGGCAACCGCCCGGACUCCCCCAGCCCCGCGCCUGCUGCGGAAUCGCUCCGUAGCAGCAGUAGCAGCAGCCGCCGCUCGCUGCCGGAAUCGGUGCUGCUCCCGCCGUCGUCGCUGCCGCCUCGCAUGGAGCUCCUGGCUGCCGCUCUGAGCGCCGCCUGCGCCCUCGAACAUGAAGGCUCACCAGAGAGCGAGGCCGCCGGAGCCAGCCCGCCCGGCAGUGAAUCCCCUUCCAUGGCUGGACCAGCUUCUAUUCCAGAAGAAAACUCUGGGAAUUCAGAUUGCCCUGCUGCUUUUCCUGAGGCCUUGCAAAUGAUUCAUCCCAUGACAGCUGACUCCUGGAAAAAUUUCAUUGAACAAAUAGGUCUUUUGUAUCAAGAAUAUCGGGAUAAAUCCACACGUCAGGAGAUUGAAACUAGGCGACUGCAGGAUUCACAGACGGAUAUUGAAGAAUGCUCAGCUUCUGAAAAGACACCAUCAGAAACUGAACCAAUAAAUACUACAGAAAGCAGGGCUGUUCCCCAGAUUAACUUGCUCAGGAAUUCUACUUCCAGAUUUAAUUUAUGGCAAGAUCUUCCAGAAGUCAGAAGCAGUGGGGUUCUGAAUAUUCUUCAGCCAGACGAAGUCAAACUUCAAGAGGCCAUGUUUGAACUGGUCACUUCAGAAGCUUCAUACUACAAGAGCCUGAAUUUACUGAUAUAUCAUUUCAUGGAAAAUGAGCGAUUGAAAAAGUUUCUGCAUCCCUCAGAGGCUCACAUUCUCUUCUCCAAUGUUCUGGAUGUCAUGGCUGUUAGUGAGCGCUUCCUAUUAGAUCUUGAGAAGCGUGUAGAAGAGAACAUUGUAAUCUCAGAUGUCUGCGACAUUGUGUAUCAGCAUACUAUUAACCAUUUCUCAGUGUAUGUAACCUAUGUCUCCAACCAGACCUACCAAGAGAGAGCAUACAAGCAACUUCUCCAGGACAAGCCAGCUUUCCGGGAGGUAAUCACACAGUUGGAACUGGAUCCAAAAUGCAAAGGCCUGCCUUUUUCAUCAUUCUUGAUUUUGCCUUUCCAAAGGAUCACCAGGCUGAAGCUGCUGGUACAGAACAUCCUGAAGAAAGUGGAAGAAAAAUCUGAACGUGAAAUCACUGCCCUUGAAGCUCACAAGGAACUGGAAACAGUGGUGAAGGCAUGUAAUGAAGGUGUUAGGAAGAUGAGUCGUACAGAACAGAUGAUCAGUAUCCAGAAGAAGUUAGAAUUUAAGAUUAAGUCCGUGCCCAUCAUCUCUCACUCUCGUUGGCUGCUAAAGCAGGGGGAACUCCAGCAAAUGAAUGGGCCCAAGACAUCGCGUACACUUCGUACAAAGAAACUCUUCCGAGAAAUCUACUUGUUUCUCUUUAACGAUUUGCUGGUGCUCUGCAGACAGAUUUCUGGUGACAAAUACCAGGUGUUUGACUCUGCUCCCCGUGGACUUCUCCGGGUGGAGGAGUUGGAGGAUCAAGGACAGAGCUUGGCCAAUGUCUUUAUUCUGAGGCUGCUGGAAAAUGCAGAUGACCGGGAAGUCAGCUACAUGCUAAAGGCAUCAUCCCAGAGUGAAAUGAAGCGCUGGAUGAUCUUGCUGGCUCCAAAUCGGCGAACCAAGUUUGUUUCCUUUACGUCCAGGCUUAUGGACUGCCCUCAAGUACAGUGCGUCCACCCAUACGUGGCUCAGCAGCCAGAUGAGCUGUCACUGGAACUCGCGGAUGUGCUGAAUAUUCUGGAAAAGACAGAUGAUGGCUGGAUAUUUGGGGAGCGUUUGCAUGAUCAAGAAAGAGGAUGGUUCCCCAGCUCUAUGGGUGAAGAGAUUAUGAACCCCAAGAUUCGCUCUCAGAACUUGAAAGAGUGUUUCCGAGUGCACAAGUCAGAUGACAGCCAGCGGAGGAAAAUGGGCAGCAGGAAUAGACAAUAAUCACUGCACACAGUUGUCUGUCCUUUCUCAGAAGCAAUUGACAGCAGAUGCUGAGACAAUGGGAGUCGAUACCUAGGAGGUGUACAGGUAUCAGCUUUUGACAAAGAAGUUCUUUCACCUCCAUACUGGUGGUACUUCUUUGCAUACUUGACACAGCAUGGAUAAUCUCUCGGAAGGCAGACUUGAAAAGAAGUGAGACUGCCAUGUGCCUGUACAGAUCUAGGAGCUGUAAAACUUAUUUCCUAGUGUACUUCAAGCUCCAAAGAGUGCAAAUCUGUUUGGUGAGAAAAUGACGGACACUGGACAACUGGAAAAACAACGCCAAGACCCUGUAGGUUAUCAUCCUGAUUCUAUGACAAUUUUCCCAAUGGUACAACAAGGUGCAGCAUUCAAUGUUCUAGUGGUAAGAUAGAAGUUAGGGAGUUUAGGAGCCCAGGAGCACAACACCUUUGAAACUGUGCACUGUUAACUGUCGACAUCCAUGCCUAUGCACUCAAAAAGUUCCUCUUUAGGAACUGAUUUUGGACUGCCUACUGAAGUAUCUCUUAUAUAAUGCAUCAGAAGAACAGAGGUAAAUAAAUUACUAUAAA